AUGUAUGACAAGAAGUUGAAAUAUUUCUUCAUUAUAUUGUUCGCACAAGAGCUCUAUAGUGGACAAUUUUCUAUUAAGAAAAUUGAAUGCCUAACAUUUGAUCCAGAGUUUCUGAAAAUCGAUUUGUGCCAACUGGUUCCAUAUGCCAAAGAUAUUAAGGCGGCAUCCAUAAUAAUACGAUUGCUUAAGUUGCCUGUGACUAAUGCUGAUGUCAGAGUUAUGGUAGAACGUGUUAGUUCGCCACCUUUUAUAGUCCUCAACCACAGCUGGGAUGCCUGCGCUUUUAUGAGAAAUCAAAAAACAUUUCGGGCACUUGGGCGCUUGUUUCGAAAUAUUUUGCCGUUUACCAAUAUAAAUCAUACGUGCCCCUAUAAUAAUUUAUCAUUCAAUGAAAGCAAAACACUGUUGGCCCACCCUUUGCAAGUUCCCUUUCAAGGCUAA
Messenger RNA from Stomoxys calcitrans (stable fly), 441 nucleotides. RefSeq lists its product as uncharacterized. The record is from RefSeq and is a predicted model, not a curated record. The coding region runs from base 1 to 441 and encodes 146 amino acids. The transcript is spliced from 3 exons. NCBI's taxonomy places the organism in Eukaryota, Metazoa, Arthropoda, Insecta, Diptera, Muscidae.